Molecule: messenger RNA, 1251 nt
Organism: Clonostachys rhizophaga
Lineage: Eukaryota; Fungi; Ascomycota; Sordariomycetes; Hypocreales; Bionectriaceae
Source: the annotation of a GenBank genome assembly
AUGAAGUCUCUCACCUCAUUUAUGGCCGUCGCUCUAGCUGCGUGCGCCGUCACUGAUGCCCGUGGACUGCACUAUCAAUCCGAAGCUCCAUUGGAUAUCAAGACAACCAGUGGCCACCUGUCAGGCUUCAUCAACCAGACUGCUCCCAAUGUUCGCCAGUUCCUCGGUGUUGCCUACGCCGAACCUCCUCUCGAGUCGCUUCGCUUCCAACCUCCCAAGCGAAAGCACAGCUCAGAGCACGUCUCAGCCAAGAAUUAUGCGCCAUCAUGCAAGCAGAUUAUCAGCAAGAGCCCAACAGUAUACACUGAGCACAUGACUCAGUUUCUUAUCAAUGGUGGCGACUCUGAGGACUGUUUGUAUCUCAAUGUCUACGCCCCAUUGAAGCCAACUGCAACGAAGCUGCCUGUCUUUAUCUAUAUCCCCGGCGGUGGCUUUACAGGUGGUGGCGCAGACUCACUCUACAAGAUUCCCGACAAGUGGAUCCAGAAGACUCAGUCUCACAUCGUUGUCACUAUGAACUAUCGCGUCAAUCUCUUUGGCUUCCCCAACGCUGAAGCUGCACGGCAAAACGUCGGUCUUCUUGACCAGCGCAUGGUUGUUGAAUGGACGCGCGACAACAUCGCAGCCUUCGGCGGUGAUCCUCAAAAGAUGACCCUCUGGGGCCAGUCUGCUGGUGCUGGCUCAGUUGGCAUGUACGGAUACGCUUAUCCCAAGGACCUCAUCGUCAAAGGCUUGAUCUCUGAUUCUGGCGCUCCGGCUAUGCUGGCCAGGGCUUAUGGCAACCACUCUAGCUUCGAUACCCUUGCCGAUAACGUUGGCUGUAAGGGAUUGGAGGGCAAGAAACAAUUGACCUGCAUGCAAAAGGUUGAUGCUUCAAAGUUGCAGAAGGUUUACUCUGAGACACCGACUAUUUCGUUCACUCCCGUGGGUGAUAAUAUCACUGCUUUCUCUAAUACGACUGAUCGACUUGCGAGAGGCUUGGUCACCAGAGUUGUAACUGAGCUUCCCCUUCUCUUCGGAACGCAUUACGAGUAUCGCGGUAACUCCACCGAGUACGAGUGGGAGGCUGCCGAGGGCAUGCAAAGCCUUUGGCUCUCUUUCGCAAACAACCCCAAGAAGAACCCUCAAGCUGGAAACGUUACCUGGCCUUUGUAUAAGCCCAACGAGAACAAUAUGGCUGUUUUUGCAGAGGCUGGAAAGAAGUGGUUCCAGUUGGGCAAAGGCUCUCUGACUGAGACCCAAUGCAAGUAG